GUGAUGAAACGUCUUAUCAUUCAUAAGGAGCAGCUCUGACACGACUUGGGACUAUUCAUUUAGCUCUCGAUGUAACGCAGCGGCUGGAAACACACAAACAAGUGACUGCAGGUUAACCAGCAAUGUCAGGCAGGUAAAAACUGCGCAAUUAAAUCCGCCGAAAUGAGCGACAGAGGCGAAAUGAAAGGGCCCGCAACCCGCCGGAGGAGAACGACCAUCUCCGGUAGCGGAGGCGGAGCGGUGAAACAAGUCAACGGGAGCAAGUGGCACGAUGCCGGGGAGAAAUCCCCACAGUACCCCGCUAAAGGCAAAACAUACGAGGUGUCUGGACAUGUGAGUAAUAACGGGAAGGUGAACAGAGAGGCGGACAAAGAGAUGAUAACCAGUCCGAGGAAACAGAAGACUGUGGUGGAAGAUUUUAACGAGAGACUCAGCUGUCACGUCCUCCAGGAGUCUCUCUUGAGUUCGGCCAGUGGCUACAGCAACUACAGAGGAAUCCUCAACUGGUGUGUUGUCAUGCUGGUGAGUAAGACCGUCCAUUCAGAG
Messenger RNA from Plectropomus leopardus (leopard coralgrouper), 546 nucleotides. The record is from RefSeq and is a predicted model, not a curated record. Lineage: Eukaryota; Metazoa; Chordata; Actinopteri; Perciformes; Serranidae.